GUACUUCGUCCCAAUCUUGCACCCACUGUGCGCAUUGGAGAGCAGCAGAAUAGAAAUGCUCGUGAAGUCUGCAGGCUUCUUCAUCGUUCUCUCAGGCGCGUCCAAUCAUGUGCUACGUCCGUUUCCUGAUGCAGCAACCAGGCACCAUAGGAUCAUCAGAGUCCGAGGAACAAUAGCGGGCAGGAUAUGUAGCAUUGUGCACACGGCCUUGGACACCCCAAAGGACGUAAAAGUAUGGACAUCUAGCGUCCACAAGAACUCACAAGAGAUACCGAUCCGUGCAAACAGUCAACUGUUGGCAACCGAAGUCGAUCCACGAAGUGUGUUCCUGGAUCCCACCCCUAUAUUAUUAGCAAGAGAAAUAGAUUCGAGAAAAUCGACAAUAUCCUUUCAAUUGUUCCCGGUUUACAUGAACCAACUAUGCCGGCCAGUCCACCGCUCCCACUGCUUAUCUCGCCGACUCCAGUUCACUCUGCGGCUAAAGCCCUUGUUUCCCCUUUGAGCUUAGAGUUUCAAACUCGGUAUCGCCGCUGAACAGUAUGAGUAAGGACAAUUCGACCGUGUGAGCAUGGUCAUGUCAUCCAGUCGGUCUACGGCAAGUGGCGUAAGGAGAAAGAGACUCAAGCGGACUGGGUGCAAAAUCCUUGACGAGUCCGUUGAGCCGUCCUCAAAGCCAAACAAAUACGCAUCCACAGA
This is a messenger RNA of Somion occarium, 696 nucleotides long. NCBI's taxonomy places the organism in Eukaryota, Fungi, Basidiomycota, Agaricomycetes, Polyporales, Cerrenaceae. The record is from the annotation of a GenBank genome assembly.